UCGGGAGUGGGAUUGUUUCAAGCAGGAAGCAGGCUCCAUUUUAGCGCCGCCCGCCGUCGCCAUCUGUUUCCCUUCCCUCCCCCUACCCCCUCCCGUACCCAAGCCCCAACGGGAAGGCCGGGCCUAGGGCGCCAGAGGCUGGAGUGAAAGGAGAAAAGGGAGAAAGGGAAGAAGCGAGGAGAAAAAGGGUGAGUUGAGAAAGGUGAGCGGUAGAGGCCAAGGUGCGAAGCGCGCAGCCCAGCGGACGGACUGACGGACGUGCCCGUGCUACGGCUGCCGCGGCUGCGGCGCCCGCGCGGGUCGCGUCGAAGCGGCGGCGGCGGCGGCGGCGGCGGCGGCAGCAGCAGCAGCAGCGGAAACAGGAGGAGAGCAAUGGCGGCCGACAGCCGGGAGGAGAAAGAAGACUAUCAGGACUGCUCCAGCUGGUUGCUUUCAGAUGGAGAACUUAAUGUUCUAGAUGACAUUUUGACUGAAGUACCAGAACAGGAUGAUGAACUGUAUAAUCCAGAGAGUGAACAAGAUAAAAACGAGAAAAAGGGAUCAAAAAGAAAAAGUGACCGAAUGGAAUCUACUGACAUCAAGCGGCAAAAGCCUUCUCUUCAUUCAAGACAGUUGAUUUCUAAGCCACUGAGCUCAUCUGUCAGCAAUAACAAAAGAAUAGUUAGUACCAAGGGAAAGUCAGUUGCAGAGUAUAAAAAUGAGGAAUAUCAAAGAUCUGAAAGAAGCAAGCGUCUAGAAGCUGAUCGGAAGAUUCGUUUGUCGAGCAGUGCUUCUAGAGAACCUUAUAAGAGUCAGCCUGAAAAAACUUGUCUCCGGAAAAGGGAUCCCGAAAGGAGGACCAAAUCCCCUACACCAGAUGGUUCUGAGAGAAUUGGGCUUGAAGUGGAUAGACGUGCAAGCAGAUCCAGCCAGUCUUCUAAGGAAGAAGUUAACUCUGAAGAAUAUGGCUCUGACCAUGAGACUGGCAGCAGUGGUUCUUCUGAUGAGCAAGGCAACAACACUGAGAAUGAGGAGGAAGGGGUGGAAGAUGUGGAAGAAGAUGAAGAGGUAGAAGAAGAUGCGGAGGAAGAUGAAGAAGUGGACGAAGAUGGAGAAGAGGAGGAGGAGGAGGAGGAGGAAGAGGAAGAGGAAGAAGAGGAGGAGGAGGAGGAAGAAGAAGAAUAUGAACAGGAUGAGAGAGACCAGAAGGAAGAGGGAAAUGAUUAUGACACUCGAAGUGAAGCUAGCGACUCUGAUUCUGAAUCCGUUUCCUUCACAGAUGGAUCUGUCAGAUCUGGUUCAGGCACAGAUGGAUCAGAUGAGAAAAAGAAGGAAAGGAAGAGAGCUAGAGGCAUCUCUCCAAUUGUUUUUGAUAGAAGUGGAAGCUCUGCAUCAGAGUCCUAUGCAGGUUCAGAAAAGAAGCAUGAGAAAUUAUCAUCUUCCGUUCGUGCUGUCCGAAAAGAUCAAACCAGUAAACUCAAAUAUGUACUACAGGAUGCAAGAUUUUUUCUCAUAAAGAGUAACAACCAUGAGAAUGUGUCUCUUGCCAAAGCUAAGGGUGUUUGGUCCACGCUGCCAGUAAAUGAGAAGAAAUUAAAUGCUGCAUUCAGAUCUGCAAGGAGUGUUAUCUUAAUAUUUUCUGUCAGAGAGAGUGGAAAAUUUCAAGGAUUUGCAAGACUUUCUUCAGAGUCACAUCAUGGAGGAUCUCCUAUACAUUGGGUGCUUCCAGCAGGAAUGAAUGCUAAAAUGUUGGGAGGAGUUUUUAAAAUUGACUGGAUUUGCAGGCGUGAAUUACCCUUCACUAAGUCAGCUCAUCUCACCAAUCCUUGGAAUGAACAUAAGCCAGUAAAGAUUGGACGUGAUGGACAGGAAAUUGAACUUGAAUGUGGAACCCAGCUUUGUCUUCUAUUUCCCCCCGAUGAAAGUAUUGACUUGUAUCAGGUCAUUCAUAAAAUGCGUCACAAGAGAAGAAUGCAUUCUCAGCCCCGAUCAAGAGGACGUCCAUCCCGUCGAGAACCAGUCCGGGAUGUGGGAAGGCGUCGACCAGAAGAUUAUGAUAUUCAUAACAGCAGAAAGAAACCAAGGAUUGACUAUGCCCCUGAGUUUCACCAGAGACCAGGGUAUUUAAAGGAUCCACGAUACCAGGAAGUAGACAGUUUCACAAAUCUUAUUCCCAACAGACGAUUUUCAGGAGUUCGCCGAGAUGUGUUUUUAAAUGGGUCCUACAAUGAUUAUGUGAGGGAAUUUCAUAACAUGGGACCACCACCACCUUGGCAAGGAAUGGCUCCUUAUCCUGGAAUGGAACAACCUCCACACCAUCCUUACUAUCAGCACCAUGCUCCACCUCCUCAAGCUCAUCCCCCUUACUCAGGACAUCACCCAGUACCACAUGAAGCAAGAUACAGAGAUAAACGAGUACAUGAUUAUGACAUGAGAGUGGAUGAUUUCCUUCGUCGCACACAAGCUGUUGUCAGUGGUCGGAGAAGUAGACCCCGUGAAAGAGAUCGGGAGCGGGAGCGAGACCGCCCUAGAGAUAACAGAAGAGACAGAGAACGAGAUAGAGGACGUGAUAGAGAGAGAGAAAGAGAGCGAUUGUGUGACCGGGACAGAGACCGAGGGGAGAGAGGUCGAUAUAGAAGAUAAUGCGCUUUUGGAAGCACUGAUUGUUUAAAGAUAAAGAAAAUCUUGUAUUUUUUUUUUUUUUUUUUUUUUUUUUUUUUUGUGUGUGUUUACAAGUAGUAAAUUUAUUUUCAGCGGUCUACUUAAAGUUCAUUGUGUAGAAGGGUUUAUUAUAUCCCUUUAUGUUCCAAGCAUGCAGUAUAAUACGAACUGGAAAAACUCAAAUCCUCCAAAAAUGCACAGUUGACAAUUUGAGUUGACACUUUUAUUAAAGGAGCAGAAUGGAACAGUCCAAGAAUGUAGAUAUUGAUUCAUUCUCCAUAAAUGUUCAUCUACUUAUAGUGUGUUCAUCCUAGAGUUAUUUUUUGUUUGUUUUCUUUUGGAUCUUGAUUGAUGACUGCCAUGAUAUUUUGCUUUGAUGUGUUUCUAAAUGUAGUUGCACACGGUUCAGUAAAAAUAAUGCUGCUAUCAAGUAUGCAAAUAUUGAAGUAUGAUGGUUUGACAGUAUGGCAGUGUUGUAGCAGCCUCUUUGUUUCUCCCUUUCCCUCUUUUUUUAAUCUUAAAAAGUCACUUUUUAUUUUUCUUCGGUCUUCAAUGAUGAGAGCAAUAUUAAGAAGACAUUGCUAUCUAAUUUUUAAUCUUUUUAAAUAAAAAAAAUUCCUAUGUUCAGUAGCAUGGUUGAUGCUAUCGUUAGCCUUCCCCUCCAACUGUAUACAUUGGCUUGGAAUGUUCACAACUUAUGUGUGUGGCAGCGGAAGAUAUUCCAUAUUCUACAUUGCUACUGUUUUGUAUAAAAUAAAUUGGUAAAGAUUGACACUUA
Molecule: messenger RNA, 3418 nt
Organism: Neofelis nebulosa (Clouded leopard)
Lineage: Eukaryota; Metazoa; Chordata; Mammalia; Carnivora; Felidae
Gene: YTHDC1
Product: YTH N6-methyladenosine RNA binding protein C1
Exons: 18
Coding region: 373-2622 (749 amino acids)
Biological process (GO): regulation of alternative mRNA splicing, via spliceosome; mRNA splicing, via spliceosome
Cellular component (GO): nucleoplasm
Molecular function (GO): N6-methyladenosine-containing RNA reader activity; mRNA binding
Source: RefSeq, a predicted model, not a curated record